UACUAAUCGCUCGAAUAGGCUCUGGUUUUCUUCUCGAACAACGCGUCAUUUCCCGGUUCCCGCCCAGUUCCUUUUUGCUCUCUCGAACUCCACUAUGGGAAACUCGUCGAAGGACGAUUCCGCCAGUUCCGGCGACGCCUCCGCCGGUGACGUUCCGCCCUCCAAUUCCAGCCUUUACUCCGACGGCGAGAAAGUGCUCGCCUACCAUGGCCCUCGCAUCUACGAAGCCAAGGUGCAAAAAGCUGAGAUCAGAAAGAGAGAAUGGAAGUACUUUGUUCACUACCUUGGCUGGAAUAAAAAUUGGGACGAAUGGGUAGGUGAGGAGCGUUUAAUGAAACAUACCGAAGAGAAUGUCAUGAAACAGCAGACCGUAGACAAAAAGCAAAGUACAGACAAGAAUGUUAAAUCUGGGCGUUCAUCUCAAACAAAGGCCAAAAGUUCUACGGAUGCAAAAGGGGAUAAAGAAGACAUUAAGAAUAAUGUGUCAAAGGGGAAGAAACGAAAAAAUGAUUCAGGAGUUGAGAAGGGCAGUGUGACUGUUGAAAAGCUUGUCAAGAUUCAAAUUCCUGCAACAUUAAAGAAACAACUUGUUGACGAUUGGGACUUUGUUGCUGAGCAGGAAAAGCUUGUAAAACUUCCUCGUUCACCAACUGUUGAUGAAAUUCUGACAAAGUACCUUGAAUACAAAUCAAAGAAGGACGGCAUGGCAGCUGAUUCAAUAGGAGAAAUUUUAAAAGGAAUAAGGUGUUAUUUUGACAAAGCAUUGCCUAUGAUGCUCUUAUAUAAAAAAGAACGCAAGCAAUAUAGCGAAGCAAUUGUGGAUAACGUAUCUCCGUCAACCAUAUAUGGUGCUGAACACUUAUUACGCCUCUUUGUUAAGUUACCUGAGCUUUUAGCAUAUGUGAACAUCGAAGAGGAAACAAUGAAUCGCUUGCAGCUGAAAUUACUUGACUUUCUCAAGUUUUUGCAGAAAAAUCAGAGUACUUUCUUUCUGUCAGCAUAUGAUGCCCCCAAAAUCUCUGAAGGAAAAGGCAAGGGGAAGGAUGAGUGAGAAGCAAAGCCUAAUCUCAGUCUUCCUCAUCGUUGUAUUCUUAAUGAUUGGCAUAUGAACAAUAUCUUGUUUCCCCUAAAAAAUUCAGGGAAGAAACUCAGUUGUUGUUGUAAGAAUAUUGACUAAUUCAUUCAUUAUUUUUUUUCUAGUUUACACAAAUAUUUUGCCAACGCUGUGACACAAAUUGAAACAUUUCAUGACUCCGCUGUCUAUUAUGACCACAUAAGGUCUGUA
Gastrolobium bilobum is the source of this 1285-nucleotide messenger RNA. Its product is annotated as protein MRG1. NCBI's taxonomy places the organism in Eukaryota, Viridiplantae, Streptophyta, Magnoliopsida, Fabales, Fabaceae. Gene Ontology annotation, cellular component: nucleus; histone acetyltransferase complex. The record is from RefSeq and is a predicted model, not a curated record. The transcript is spliced from 11 exons. The coding region runs from base 95 to 1051 and encodes 318 amino acids. Gene Ontology annotation, biological process: regulation of DNA-templated transcription; chromatin organization.